AUGCAGCCAAGUCAACAGCAGGAGCCGUUGUUAUGCAAUGAGAACCCCUCUCGUCCUUUUGAAUCUGUAUUGGCUGAUUUCUUCAGUGUUGCUGGGAAAUCUUUCCUCGUGUAUGUAGACAGGCUAUCUGGAUGGCCAGUAGUGGUAAAAUUUGGUACUAAUACUACAGCAGAAAUAACGACACGUCACUUCAGCCACAUAUUCCGAGAGUUAGGUGUUCCAGUAAGGCUGAUGACAGAUGGUGGACCUCAGUUCACCAGCUCUGAAUUCAAGAAUUUUCUAGGCAGAUGGGGUGUUCAACAUGUGAUAUCCACACCCCACUAUCCCCAAAGCAAUGGCCAUGCUGAGGCAGCUGUAAAGAAGGUCAAACAUUUUAUCGUAAAAGUAGCCCCUUCUGGGAAUAUUGCCACCGAAGACUUUGACAGAGGAUUGUUGGAGAUACAGAAUACUCCUAACUAUGCUGGCCAUUCUCCAGCACAGAUAUUAUAUGGCCAAGACCUCCGAUUAUGUGUCCAGGCCCAUGCAUCAUCAUUCAAGCAGGAAUGGCAAGUGAAAGCAGAAGAAUACGACCAUCGUGUAGCAUCACGUUCUCUAGCAGCCAAAAUACGUUAUGGCAGCCAUGCACACCCUUUGGCACCACUUAAGCUUGAUGAUAAUGUCCGGAUUCAAGACCCUAUCUCUAAGCGAUGGGAUAAGACAGGCAUCAUAAUGGGCAUCGGCAAGUCGCGAGACUACUAUGUGAAGUUACCCUCAGGAAAAAUAUUAUGGCGUAACCACCGUUUCUUAUACCCUAUACAUCUCCCUAAUUCACAAUUGCGGGAUGAGAUGCAACAAUCUCCAUAG
Molecule: messenger RNA, 843 nt
Organism: Macrobrachium nipponense
Lineage: Eukaryota; Metazoa; Arthropoda; Malacostraca; Decapoda; Palaemonidae
Exons: 1
Coding region: 1-843 (280 amino acids)
Biological process (GO): DNA integration
Molecular function (GO): nucleic acid binding
Source: RefSeq, a predicted model, not a curated record